Pipistrellus kuhlii (Kuhl's pipistrelle) is the source of this 1549-nucleotide messenger RNA. It is a transcript of the gene METTL9, whose product is annotated as methyltransferase like 9. The coding region runs from base 157 to 1113 and encodes 318 amino acids. The record is from RefSeq and is a predicted model, not a curated record. The transcript has 5 exons. NCBI's taxonomy places the organism in Eukaryota, Metazoa, Chordata, Mammalia, Chiroptera, Vespertilionidae. Gene Ontology annotation, molecular function: protein-L-histidine N-pros-methyltransferase activity.
GCGGCCCGCCCCUCCCACCCGCCUCGGCCCUGCAGGGGCUGGAUGGGCGAGUUGGGCUCGAUGGCUCGAGCCCGGGCGGCGGCGGCGGCCGGAGGCGGCGGCGCGUCCUGCUCCUCGCCGCGGCGCCGGCGGUGAUCGGAGCGAGCGCGGCCCCCGAUGAGACUGCUGGCGGGCUGGCUGCUCCUGAGCCUGGCGGCCGUGUGGCUGGCGCGGAGGAUGUGGACGCUGCGGAGCCCGCUCUCCCGCUCGCUGUACGGGAACAUGACGAGCGGCCCGGGCGGGCCGGCGGCGCCUGCGGGCGGCGGGAAGGAGAACCACCAGUGGUACGUGUGCAACAGAGAGAAAUUAUGUGAAUCACUCCAGGAUGUGUUUGUUCAGAGUUACCUCGACCAAGGAACACAGAUCUUCUUAAACAACAGCAUUGAGAAAUCGGGCUGGCUGUUCAUCCAGCUGUAUCACUCCUUUGUGUCAUCGGUCUUCAGCCUGUUCAUGUCCAGAACAUCUAUCAAUGGGUUGCUCGGAAGAGGUUCAAUGUUUGUGUUUUCCCCAGAUCAGUUUCAGAGACUGCUUAGAAUUAACCCAGACUGGAAAACCCAUAGACUUCUCGACUUAGGUGCUGGAGAUGGAGAAGUCACAAAAAUCAUGAGCCCGCAUUUUGAAGAAAUUUAUGCCACUGAGCUGUCUGAAACGAUGAUAUGGCAGCUUCAGAAGAAGAAAUACAGAGUGCUCGGUAUAAAUGAAUGGCAGAAUACAGGGUUCCAGUAUGAUGUCAUCAGCUGCUUGAAUUUGCUGGACCGCUGUGAUCAGCCCCUGACUUUGUUAAAAGAUAUCAGAAGUGUCUUGGAGCCAACUAGAGGCAGGGUCAUCCUUGCCCUGGUCUUGCCCUUCCAUCCCUAUGUGGAAAACGUAGGUGGCAAGUGGGACAAGCCAUCAGAAAUUUUGGAAAUCAAGGGACAGAACUGGGAAGAGCAAGUGAACAGUCUGCCUGAAGUUUUCGGGAAAGCGGGUUUUGUUAUCGAGGCUUUCACCAGACUGCCGUAUCUGUGCGAAGGGGACAUGUACAACGACUACUACGUCCUGGACGAUGCUGUCUUCGUUCUCAAACCCGUGUAACCCGGAGUCUGCAUUCUGCUUUAUGCCGGGGAGGAGUGGGGACUGUCGGGCUAAAGAUCAUGUAGGAAUUUAAAAAGCCAAAAUAUUAAUUAUUUCUUUGUAGUGUGUAAAAGGAAUGUCUUUUUAAAAAACAACCCAACUCUUUGGUGAUUUUAUCAGCUCUUUCUCAGUAUGCAGGUCUCACUCCAAUUACAGGAGAUAUUUUUUAUACUCAAUUGCAGUAGGGACUCCUUCCAAGGCCUAGCAAUAGUCGUGACUUCCCCCGGAAACAGCAAAUGUGGGUUGUUUCUGACGAAGUGAAGACUGGCGGUGAAGGUGUCCUUCAGUUACAAAUACUGGUUAUAAGGUAUAGCCACAGGCACUCUUUCCUGUUUAGACAUCUUUCUGUCCUUAUUCAAGAAAAUGUUUUAAUCAUGCUAAUAAACUCUUUUGGCGA